This is a messenger RNA of Plectropomus leopardus (leopard coralgrouper), 3022 nucleotides long. RefSeq names its product solute carrier family 33 member 1 (gene slc33a1). Gene Ontology annotation, biological process: acetyl-CoA transmembrane transport. The record is from RefSeq and is a predicted model, not a curated record. Gene Ontology annotation, cellular component: membrane. Gene Ontology annotation, molecular function: acetyl-CoA transmembrane transporter activity. Lineage: Eukaryota; Metazoa; Chordata; Actinopteri; Perciformes; Serranidae.
UCAACGCUUCCUGGUUCUUCUGUUUUGAUGUUCAUCGAAAUAAUCUGUUUUUAGUCGAACGGUGGUUAUUUUGUUGUGUUUCUCAUUUUUUAUUAAGAUGGCAUUAAUCUCCGAAAUAAUUAACACAGAAUAAAGCCGACUUCCAGGUGACUGGCUCUGUUAUUCAGCCGUUUGUGUUCAGUUUUUCUGAUUUGGCAUGCUGUCAUCAUCACCAGAUUUGCUAAGGGCUCAGCCGGUUUGAUGCCCAUAGCUCCAACAUGGAGCACUCAGAUUUUAUGACACACAAGAACGGGCGACAGAGGAAGCUGGCGGGUGCCCCCCUCCCACCUGAAAACAUGAGGGACAUAGACAGAGAAGACAUGAGCUCCUCUGAACCAGAUGUAGAAGCAGAAACAGAGGGCCUUAUCAGAGAGUCUGACUCUGAGGACAGUAGGCACAAAGUCCGGCCUGGGAUCCGUGGCGAGUUGGGGAACGUGUUGCUUCUUUUGUUUCUGUACGUGCUGCAAGGGAUUCCUCUGGGACUGGCUGGUAGCAUCCCUCUGAUCUUACAGAGUAAGAACGUCAGCUAUAAAGACCAGGCCUUUUUUAGCUUUGUCUUUUGGCCAUUUAGCCUCAAGCUUCUCUGGGCACCACUGGUGGACGCUCUCUACUUCAGCAAGUUUGGUAGGAGAAAGUCAUGGUUGGUGCCCACACAGUACCUGCUGGGCCUCUUCAUGCUUUACCUUUCUUUGACUGUCAAUUCACUGCUGCAGAGUGAGGGAGGACCCAAAGUGGUAACACUUACUGCAGUCUUCUUUAUGCUUGCUUUCCUGGCAGCCACACAGGACAUAGCUGUGGACGGCUGGGCCCUCACUAUGUUAUCCAGAGAGAAUGUGGGCUAUGCUUCUACAUGCAACUCUGUGGGCCAGACAGCAGGAUACUUCCUGGGGAAUGUGCUCUUUCUGGCCCUGGAGUCUGCAGACUUCUGCAACAAAUACCUCAGAGUGGAGCCUAAGGACACAGGGAUAGUCACAUUGUCAGACUUCUUGCUGUUUUGGGGAGCGAUGUUCCUUGUUUCUACAACGUUGGUAGCCAUCCUAAAAAGGGAAAAUCAGCAAGGCAAAGGAAAGAGGAGAGUCCAUGAGGAGACGCAGGGUGUCAUGGAAACCUACAAGCUGCUGCUCUCUAUCAUCAAGAUGCCGACAGUCUUCACCUUUUGUUCCCUGCUUCUUACUGCUAAAAUCGGCUUCUCUGCAGCAGAUGCAGUAACGGGUCUGAAGUUAGUGGAGGCUGGAGUUCCUAAGGAGCAGCUGGCAUUGCUGGCAGUGCCUAUGGUCCCUCUGCAGAUCCUGCUACCUUUGAUCAUCAGUAAAUACACAGCAGGGCCCAAACCUCUGGAUGUCUUCUACAAAGCCUUCCCUUUCAGGUUGCUCAUCGGGCUGGGGUACGCGGUGUUGGUGUGGUGGACCCCCAGCGUAAAACAAGAAGGAGGGUUCCCUGUUUACUACUACGCCAUAGUGCUGCUCAGCUACGCAUUGCAUCAGGUGGCGUUGUACAGUAUGUACGUGGCCUGCAUGGCCUUCCAUGCCAAAGUGAGCGACCCCCUGAUUGGCGGGACCUAUAUGACCCUGCUGAACACAGUCACUAACCUCGGUGGAAACUGGCCCUCCACUGUGGCCCUGUGGAUGGUGGAUCCGCUGACCUCAAAGGAGUGUCAGGGGGCUGUCGGGCAGAGCUGCGGCUCUCCGGAGGAGGCAGGGCUGUGCGUUAAGGAGGGCGGCUUCUGCGUGACCACAUUGGACGGCUACUACGUGGAGUCCGUGGUGUGUGUUGUGAUCGGUCUAGCCUGGUGGCUGUGGUUGGGGAAGAAGAUGAGGCGGCUGCAGGAGCAGAGCCCCACUGCGUGGAGGUGCAGAGCCAAUCAGUGAUGAUGCUCCAUCAUCAGCACCACAGACUCGUCACAUACUCCGAAAACAGCUGAAUGGUCGACAUUGUGUUCUUCCACUCUCAUCCGUCUGGUUUAGUCCCUCUGGUCCUGCUCUAGCUGCUGCGUUCAGAAAACUCAUUCUCACCUCUGUCACCCUGAAGCACAUAAAUCUGAUAACACACAACGUCGUCUCUCUGGAUGGAAAAAGUCCUUAUCACCGUUUCUCAUGCUACCUGUCAACACCCUGAAAACUGAAACAACCGGUCAGACUAGCUAAAACGUUUUUGUUGUUUUUGUUGUUCUGAAACCAUUUUCUGCUGCUCGAAACAGCCUAACCAAACGAGAGCUGGGUCAAAGAGCACGUUCAAACAACGUCUUGGGUUUGUUUUACCUGUUUGGAUAACCAGCUGAUUGAGUGUACAAGUUUCUGUGUGCAUUUUUUACCUUUUGCCCAGAAAAACAACUUCUUGAAAUUUGAGCUCCUCCACAUUAAAGUAAAAUAAAAUCAGCACGUCAGACUUUUGUGCGCUCUUCUGGCCAGUCACCAUAUUAUCUAUAUUAAAAGGAUACCAAAGGGAAAAGACAGGUAAAACAUACAAACGCACUCCUCCAAAUUUACUGUCUGCACGUGUGGAUAUGAUUUUCCACUGGUAUUGAAGUGUCUAAAGUGUCCUGAAGCUGGUUAUUCAGAGUAAGUUAAACCCAAUGUGAACACUAUCUUUCAUCGCUGUUUGACUCAGAUCUGAACCGAAGUUUGUGGGUAUUUUAAUUAUUAUUUAAAUAUAUAUGUAUUUCCUCUGAAGUGAUUUGUGCCUUGUUUAGAGUUUCAAAUUUUUUCAAAGCCAACUUUGAUUGCGUUUAAAAAUCAAGGCAGGGAAUAAUAGUUAUUGAAGAUGAAGUCUGAUGAACACUGUUUUCUGUCAUACUGUAGUUUGGUAGAUUAUGCAAAACGUGAUUACUUUCAUCAUUGAUUAUAUUCAUGUUUUUUCUUUUUUUUAUACAUACUCCAGAAUAUGACACUGAGCACACAUUCCUUAUGAAAAAUAUACGAUUACCAAUAUCAUCUAUGGUUAAAUGAACUGAUAUGUCUAGAAUAUUAAAUGUUUUAUAGUUGGA